Messenger RNA from Anopheles nili, 3603 nucleotides. Its product is annotated as nucleolar protein 4. Lineage: Eukaryota; Metazoa; Arthropoda; Insecta; Diptera; Culicidae. Bases 1 to 2925 code for a protein of 974 amino acids. The record is from RefSeq and is a predicted model, not a curated record. The transcript has 12 exons.
AUGGAACCUCUACCGGAUUCGCAGACUUUGAUUCGAUCUUGCAACCUGCAACGGAAGGGACUUUCUCCGGCUAGCGAAAGUGUGGAAGGUGCGCCUCGCAAACGAAGGAGACACUCGUCCUCAUCCAGCUCGUCAACGGACUCGUCCUUGGCCAAGGUUAGCCGGCUCACGGAGGACCUUCGCUACAGGGACCCAUCGGACGUCGAGGACAGUUACGAGAACGAUGAUGACGGUGAUGAUGAUGACGAGGACGAACCCGACGAGGUGGAGGACGAAGAUGAGAUCGAGGACGAACUCGAGGACGAAGACUCCAAGAAACUGUCCCACAGUCGCUCGCCAUCGAAAAUCCCCACGGAAGGCAACGAACCACGGCAGGACGUGGCCGGCAAACGAGUGCCCUACCGCGGUAGUGUGCGUGCAUCAAUACCCGUUGUUGGUGGGGGCGAGAAAAACGGCGAAAAAUCCACGCCACUCGGAACAGCUGAUUUGAAUGCGCCACGGCAACAUUCGGUGCUCCACCAACACCAGCAGCAACAGCAGCAGCAACAGCAGCAGCCGGCCAGCAACUGCGCGCACUAUUACCAGCAGCAGCAGCAGCGUCACAAGCGCCCGAAAUACGACUACACACGUGAUCAGAUGUUUGAAAUUUUCCAACCGUGGGUCAUACGGACGUACGGCGACCGGGCGAAGACGAAAACGAUUACGCUGAAGAAGCAGGCGCGCAUCAUCAAGACGUUGCGUGGGCUGGAGAUGAACAAUCCCGACAGCUCCAAGUUUCGCUUCUGGGUGAAGACGAAGGGAUUCACCACAUCGAAGCCGGGAAAUUUUCAGGACCUGUUUACCCACCAUAAUAUCCUAGAAAACGACGGUUGCGUGCUGUUCGCCCCCAGCGGAGGCUUGGAACCUGGCCAACCGUACAAGAAAGUCGCCGUGGUGGAGAACUUCUUCGACAUCAUCUACGGUGUGCACGUGUCGCUGGAAAGCCGAGCCACGAGACAUGCCGGUCAGAAGCGCACCUAUCGCACGAUCACCGAAACGUACGCCUUCCUGCCGAGGGAAGCCGUCACCAAGUUCCUGUCGCUGUGCAGCCAAUGCUCGAAGCUCACCACCAAAGUGUACUCGCCCAAGGCGGACCUCAAGGUACGAUCCCGCGAGGACGAUGCAAACGGCGACGAUACACCGGCGAACAGUACGGUCUGUGAGCUGGCAAGGAUAUCCACGGCUCGUGGUGAGCUGGCGGAAUCGAAAAGCGCCAGUGCCGCGAACCUCCGGUACUACGAGCUGCUGAGGAGUUUGUACGAAAACGGCAAGUCUAACGGGACGCGUAAGGACCCGACGUCCUGCGAAACGCUGAAACGCGCGUCUGGCGCUGAAGUGAAGCCGGAAAAUGUGCGAAUGUCGCGAUCCCGGAGUGCCGCUAGUGCGGACGCCUCGUUGGCGUUUGGCGGUGUUCGUGGUGCAAUGGUCGUUGGUGGCCAAAGUGCGAGUGAUCGCGGUGGGUUUCGGGACAAAAGUGCGGUGGGGUUGAACAACAAUUGCAAUGAGAAAGUUGGCGAGGAAAAGCGAAAAGCGAAAGCCGACGGGACGAGACGAGACUUUGGGCUGGAGGAGGACGAUGCGUUGAACAUGGAUGCUAUAUCCAUGCCGUUCAGUGCGGAGGCAACGGAAAACAAUGGCAGCACAACCAACACAACCGGUGAGGACGCGUAUGCCGGACUGAUUAAAGACGCGGACAAGUUCAAGCUGAUGCUGCUGGCGUGGAACUACCAGAACUCGGCGGCAGGUAAAUCACAAAACGGAACGGAAGGUCCGGACCUGGCGACGAUGACGAACCUGUGGCAGCAGUACCAAAACGCACUGGCAAUGACGGGCAAAUCCAGCUUCAGCCAACUCCCGGUAAGUGAACGGCAAUCGUCCCCGAUCGAGCAGCAGCAGGACGAAACGAACUCGUCCGAGCAGAAGGACGAGGACGAUCUGUCCGAGGACGAUUCAGAGGAUCGGCUCGAGGCCACGGUUAACGACCCGGAACGGUUGAAAGCGUUCAACAUGUUCGUGCGGCUGUUCGUGGACGAAAACCUUGACCGCAUCAUACCGAUCUCGAAGCAACCGAAGGAGAAAAUCCAAGCGAUCAUCGACUCGUGCACGCGCCAAUUUCCCGAGUUUGCCGAGCGCGCCCGGAAGCGCAUCCGGACGUACCUCAAGUCCUGCCGGCGGAACAAGAAAACGCGCGAGGGCUGGGAGAACACGUCCCGCCCCACGCCGGCGCACCUCACGUCGGUGCAGGCGGAACAGAUACUGGCCGUGGCGUGCGAAAACGAGAGCCUUAACGCGAAGCGCAUGCGCAUCGGGCUGGAACCGAUCAGCCAGACGGUCAGUCAGCCGGCGGCGGUAAGUUUUAUGACGUCGGCCGAAUCGCCGACGGCGGUACCGAGCAUGUAUCAGAACCUGGCGGCCCGCGAACAGGAAUCCACGUCCGUGUCGACGAUCAAGAGCGAACCGAUGACGAGUGUGCCGAAGAUCUCGCCCGUACCCAGCACCCCGACACCGGACAUGAACCAGAUGAAGCUCAACAUACCCAGUGCCAGUGCCAGCUCGACGCCCACCAUCCCCACGACGGUGCCCACCAUCUCGAACUUCCACGACUACAACACCGGCUUCUCGAACCGCUCGCAGCACUACCAAAACUUCAUGAACUCGGUCAACAGCAGCAGCACGAGCAGCGGUGCCACGACCAACACGACCAUGUCCGCUGCCGGCACCGCCGCCCCGACCGACCUCUCGAUGAAACGACCGAUCCUGGCGCACAAGCUCAAUAGCGCCGAGAUAACGGCCGUCAAGCAGCUCGUCACCGGGUACCGAGAAUCGGCCGCUUUCCUGAUGCGCAGCGCCGACGAACUCGAGAACCUUCUGCUGCAGCAACAGUAAGGACAUAGUCGUGCGAAAGAAGAAGCCGUCUACGAAGGGGUGUAAACGGGCGAAAGUGUGUUUAGUGCAUCCAUCUACCCCGGAAUGCAUUUGGCGCAUGUAUAUUGAGAUAAGCUAGAGAAGAAGAAAGAAAAGUAUUGUAAAAAAAAAGACAGAUAAUUACCAGAGCCACCUGUGUGGCUUGAUUGCGCAGGGUUUUUAAAAGGGACGUUCCGGUUCGUAAAGGGGCUUCGAAUCCGACGAAAACCCGCGAGAAGGGAACAACGGACGGAACCGCGGUAAAUUAAAACACAAACUACACAGGGUGAUAUGAGAAACUACAAAAUCGGAGAGAGAGAGAGAAAAACGCAAGUAGAUGUACAAUUUUCGGAACAGAAAAUGUAAGCGAAAGGAGGAAAAAAGCUAAAUGUAAACGAUAGGGAAUACAGUGGCGGAAGCUACCGAACCGGAAGUCUCUGUCGAGCGGUAUGUGUGUGUGUAUAGAUGUGCUGAAGAGCCCAGUUGAGUUUAGGAACUACGAUCGUCUUUUCCUUGUUUACCUAUUACUCACUGUAUACCUUACCUAUACUAGCGCUAACCGAUUUUCCUUUUUUCCCCCACCCUAUUAUCGUCCUGCUCGAUGGGACGAGCGGGAUCCAGUGGAAUAAAGUCAUUCUUGGAAGAGGAAACAUGCCAACA